AUACACAGAUACAUUCUUGAACGAGUGAUACGUUCUAGUGCAGUGCUCCCAGAUUAUUUGAGAUCCUCACAUCCUUGUUAGACGGAGAAGUGGAAAAGUGAGAGAUAGUUUCUCAGGAACCGGACAAAUCAAGUGGCCUUUGUCAAAGCCAAAGAUAACGCAUCUUGGGGACUAUCGCCCAUAUUGAAGCGGCCUUAGACUGGCAGUUGUGCGGAGUGAUCACACAAGAUUUGAAGCGGAUCUGAAGAGGAAACCAGUGUUUCUGUGAUGCGUACCACUUGUGCCAGCAGCCUUGUUUGAUGGCCAGGGGUGGAAUCUUUUACGCCCUCGUUUGUCAAAACAUGGUUGCUCAUACUUCCAACACUAUCGAUGUUUUCGGCCAUAUGUCCUCAUCUUGUUCCACGGGAAACUUCAUAGCUGACCGCGAGAUUGCGAAGAACGUUGAUCAAUCGCGCCAAGAUGAGGCAAGACCGUCGCAAGAAAGGUCGUUUGAACUCGAUACUGAACAAUCAAGAACCAUCCUCAAGUGCUCAACCUCAAUUGUCUCCCAAUCGACGCGUUUGUCCUUCACCAAGAGAAACUUCGAAGAACUUGCGUUCAAUGAUGAUCUCGUGGGAGAUCGAUUGUCAUCCCUCGGACUCAAAUGUGUCUUUGAAAAAGCCAACCUUACAAUAAUUCUUACUGGCGAUUGCACUAGUUCCCUAGAGCUGGGCUCCAAGCUACUCAGCCAGUGGGUUCACAUGGAAAACAAUCUGGGCUCCAAUCCCGUCCAAGUGUCCGACAAACAUGGUCAAAUCAAGAGCCGAUCCGCCCUAGGGCUGGAAGAGUUGGCUCGAGCCAGUAGUGAGGUGUCACCCAGUUCGUCGAAGAUUGACAGAGAAUCCUCCUGUUAUGGCCCUGUUCCUAUGAAGUCUUGGGUUAGUGAAGGAGUACAUAGACAUCCUCCAUUGUACUCGAGAUCAUCGUUACCUUUCGAAGUUGGGCAUGGAACCCCGCCACCUGGUCAGUGGUCGUCUUCACAAGAACCCAUCCGUAAGAGUUUAGCCCCUGGAUUGGGAGGUUCUCACCUUCCUAUCACUCGCACGGUGAGCGAUUCCUAUAGUCAACAAAAACGUCAAUACACUGCUUUGUGCUCAUCCCGCCGGAAAUUGGAAUCAGAAGACUCGAGCUAUGACUCUGAUCACGAUAUCCAUGAUCACCAGCCAAACAAUGCGAUCAUUCUGAAAGCACCCUCGGUGCAGAUAUCCAAGUCUCAUGAUGACGUUUCCCGAACUCCUUCAGAGACUCUUGGUGUUGAGUUCGCGGAGCACGUGAAUCUGUAUCAAGGUCCACCCAGAAGCCGUGAACCCAGUCCUGGUCAACCCCAGGUGGUUGUGGUUAACCAUGAUGCUAAUGAAGAUCAAGAUCGGUUGGAGCGAAUCAUCAACGAUCCUACCUAUAACUCGAAAGUGGAGUACGCCCUUCGAUUGGGCUAUUCAGAAUCUCUAUUGCAAAAAGCCUUGGUCAAACUAGGCCUAGAUGCUCAAUUGAACCAACUUUUGGAAGAACUCAUUCGACUCCAGACUUCAAAGCCUUCGUUUAGUGAGGAUACUAGCGAUGGAACCCACAAAGUCGUUGGUCGAGAAGACUCAGUGGUUGGCCUGAGUGGAGGCAAGAGUUUUUUAUACACUUCCGAAGAAGAUCCUCUACUACCAAUAGUGAUCGAUGGCUCGAACGUUGCCAUGAGCCACGGGAACAAGGAUGUUUAUUCUUGCGUUGGAAUUCGAAUCUGUGUGAAUUGGUUUCAAGCUAGAGGGCAUAAGGACAUCACUGUAUUUGUGCCAAAAUGGAGGAAAGAAACUUCUCGACCAGACACUCCCAUAACAGAUCAACAAGUCCUCUUGGACUUGGAAAAAGAACGCCUUUUGGCCUUCACACCCUCUCGUCAAGUCAGUGGAAAACGUUAUGUUUGCCAUGACGAUCGAUACAUUCUGAAUUUGGCCGCAGAAACGGGCGCGGUCGUUGUUAGUAAUGACAACUACCGAGAUCUGAUCAACGAAAAACCUGAAUUCAAGAAGGUUGUGGAGGAGAAAAUUCUCAUGUACUCGUUUGUGAAUGACAGGUUUAUGCCGCCAGAUGAUCCUUUGGGUCGAAAUGGUCCCACUUUGGACUUAUUUUUAAAGCGCAAACCUACUUAUGGCGACCUUCAACGGUGUCCGUACGGGAAAAAAUGCACCUAUGGGAAUAAGUGCAAGUUUUUUCAUGCUGAGCGAGGAAACCAGCCUCAAAAGAGCAUCACUGACAAACUUAAGGAACAUUCAUCCCAAAAAAUUAAUGAAGUUCGAGCUCGAACUCAUUCCAGGGAUUCCUCACCGGGUGAUCCACUUCUUACCCGAACUCGAUCCAUGCUCCCGCUUAGAACGGACACGGGGGGUUACAUGUUGGCCCACGAGAAGCAAGCUCUUUGUCGCACACGAUCUACCAUGCCACGCCUCUCCAUGAAUCACGGUCAUGAUGCGGUGGCCAAACAACCCCAAGUAUUAGCUCACACUCAAUCGCAACAAACUUGCGCACAAGCUCACAUACCGCCCAACCAGCCGCCGUUCUGGCACAAUUCGACCCAUUGCACGAUCCAGCAGACUGUGAGUUUGGGGCCUAAUAUGAUACAAAUGUUCCAUGGCUCAGAUCCGAGUCGAAGCUUCAGCUACGAAAACGUUGCUGCUGAACACGAGAAGGGUCAGUCUCAUUGGCCGAAUCAGAUGAAAUAUCCCACUUACAACAUGCCCGAUACAAGCAUGCCUCCACCCCCUCCAAGAGGACCGUGGAAUCAAUCGUCUGGGUCAGCUCAGGGAUUGAGAGGUGAGGAGCCUCAAAUGGAUGCCAACAAUUCUCAUAGAAAAUUGGCCCGUCAACUUACUUUGAACCCUUUAAAUGACCCCCGUAUUCGACACCAUCAACAUCACCAGCCCCCGCCCACUCCCCCCACCAUCCCAUUCCCUCCACCUACUUGUCUUCCACCACCAACGUACUCGUCCACCAACACAUUACCGCCCUCUCUACAUGCCACAGUCACGAGAAAUGCCUCGGCCCCUGAGCAAUCAUUCAUGAAGAACAUGCACGAGCAGCAAAGUCCGGGAAUCACCCUUACACCCAGCCCCAUUGGAGAGGGUGGCCCCCUCCAACAGGUCGGCCACGGUCGCCUCCAAAGAAACAAUUCCACGUCGGAUUCUCAACUGCACAAGGCUCUCUCAGAGAGUUUUAACGAGUUGACGUGGAAGCCUUCUGAGAAAGGUAACCUGGCCACCAAUACCAAUGUGGCUGUUUCUCCCCUGAUUGGGUCUUCCGAUGGCGUUUGGGAGGCUUCCUCCAUGACAACGAUGAGCAAUGCCUCGGGUGAUGCCGAUACUGCUCGCUCCAAAUUGUAUUACCAUCUGGCCCAGCUCUUUCCUGAAGACCAGGUCAUCAUGGCUAUGAGUGCCCUCCCCGAGGAAACCAAUGUCCAAAAGAUAUGUGCUUACAUUCUAUUCAACAACAAUAACAACAAGAAGCCGUCGUAAUUGUCAAACGACCCUUUAAUUCCAAGUCCUAGUUUGAGUUGGAAGUCACAUUUUGGUGACGCGAUCCACUCGACUGAAUCAGUGAUGGAAAGUCAUUCCGUCUCAAAAACCCAUGCUUACGUUAUCCAUGUACUACUUGAUUAUCACACACCAUUACGGUAAUUGUAGCAUGAGUGUAUGUCCUGAAGAUAUUCAUCCUGUUUUUGUAUGGUAAUGUGUGUUGUUCGAAGGUCGUAGUGGUUUACCACCGACGUCCCUUCGUUCUUAACUUACUCUGUCUCGGUUGUUUUGUUGUUCCAUGUCUCAGUCAGCUUUCUCAAAGUUUCUUUCCCGUCUUUGAAGUCCUUAAUCAUUCAUUCAUUCAUUCCCUCACUCACCCGCUCACUCGCUCACUCACUCACUGACUCACUCACUCACCUACCUACUCACCCAUCUCGAGGUGUUAUUUGCAAUUGUCUCUUGAAUAAUCAUUAGAUAUGGCAUGGUACUUUUCGAAGGAACAAGACAUCAAUAUAUUUUUCUCUAACCGCAGUUUUAAAAGCUUCUUUACGUAGAGAUGGAAGUGAUAACAGCCAUUGUCGUCGUUUUUUCCUUUACUGCUGACAAACUGCAUGUAUACCCAUUAUUGUGCACUCAAUUGCAACCACGUGUUACUCAUACAAAAUUACCUAUCAAUACUGUGUAUUGGAUUCUCUUGUAUAGCUCAUAGCUUGGAAGGCAGUAAAGUGAAAAUGAAAUAAAUGAUUCAAAUGUCUU
Tigriopus californicus is the source of this 4292-nucleotide messenger RNA. Its product is annotated as probable ribonuclease ZC3H12C. Gene Ontology annotation, cellular component: cytoplasmic ribonucleoprotein granule; nucleus. The transcript has 5 exons. The coding region runs from base 300 to 3536 and encodes 1078 amino acids. Gene Ontology annotation, molecular function: mRNA binding; RNA endonuclease activity. The record is from RefSeq and is a predicted model, not a curated record. NCBI's taxonomy places the organism in Eukaryota, Metazoa, Arthropoda, Copepoda, Harpacticoida, Harpacticidae.